Messenger RNA from Harmonia axyridis, 829 nucleotides. RefSeq lists its product as uncharacterized. Bases 201 to 791 code for a protein of 196 amino acids. The transcript has 4 exons. The record is from RefSeq and is a predicted model, not a curated record. Lineage: Eukaryota; Metazoa; Arthropoda; Insecta; Coleoptera; Coccinellidae.
AAUUUCCCGAAAUUUAAUUGAAAGAAUUCAAAGGAACGAAUAUUUCUUCGUUAUUUCUGCUAGGAUUAAAUUAUUUGAAAUAAUGGAAAAACUAUUCAAGUUGAAGGAAUUAUCAUACGUCCUCAUAUUUUAUAACGGGAUUUUGUACUUCUGAAGAAACUUUUAAUAAGUCGAGAUUACAGCUCAUUGACCAAAUCACGAUGAAAGCAACUAUAAUUACUCAAAUAUUUUUUGUUUUCGUUUUGAAAUCCUACGCUGACGAUAUUUUCGAAGCUGAUUUAGGCGAAGAAUUCAAGAUCGGUUUAACAGAAAAAGGAUACAAAUCUGUUAAAUUAAAAUGUGGGGCAAACCAUAUGACCCUCACAAUCGAGACAGAUGAAGAUUUCACAGGUGUGAUAUAUACCAGGGGUAGUUUUUAUGACAAAAAUUACCCUUGUUUCUUGAAUGCCGCUAAAAGUGAAAAUAGGAGGAAUUUCACUAUGAAAUUUAAUUUGAGAGAAUGUAAUACUAAAAAGAAAAAAGAUAGAUAUUUAAACACAUUAGUUUUACAACAUGACCAUGAGCUGAUAAUGCCAGGAGAUACAGCAUUUAAUCUUGAAUGUGAUUUCAAGAAGUUCAGAGAGACAACAGAUACUUUGGUAUUUGUAGAAAAAUAUGUCACAUCAAGGAUAGGCUUAACAAAUGCUGACCCAGCUGUGAAAUCUGAAAAUAUUUUACCAAUGGUUGAUACCAACACAAAUACAGCUACUUUAACACCAGAUUUCUACAAAAAAUAUAAGGAUGAACUGUAAUUUUUAUUGAAUCAUGAAUAAAGAUAAGAAUAAUCAUU